Molecule: messenger RNA, 2096 nt
Organism: Girardinichthys multiradiatus
Lineage: Eukaryota; Metazoa; Chordata; Actinopteri; Cyprinodontiformes; Goodeidae
Product: integral membrane protein 2A-like
Exons: 6
Coding region: 161-901 (246 amino acids)
Biological process (GO): negative regulation of amyloid precursor protein biosynthetic process
Cellular component (GO): Golgi apparatus; extracellular exosome; plasma membrane
Molecular function (GO): amyloid-beta binding
Source: RefSeq, a predicted model, not a curated record
GAAGCGGUGCAGAUAAAGCCCAUCGCAAAGUGCGUCACAGCGUUCAGCUGCCAAGAAAGAAAACGCAAGAAUUGCAAUCGGUCGGCAGGAAAAAAAAAAUACAUAUAUAUAUACAUCUUUUCUGUGACUAGGAGACCCGAGCGGACGUUUCCGGUCCAGCAUGGUGAAGAUUGCUUUCAACUCGGCUCUGGCGCAGAAGGCGCUGGGCAAAGAGGUGCCAGCCGCUGUGAAGGAUCCAGAGCUGGCCUCUGCUCCAGCGGCUACGGAGGGCUCCACAGGUCGCUGUUUGCUCAGCCUGCUCGGCGUCGCCUUCAUCUUGAGUGGGCUCAUCGUGGGGGGAGCGUGUCUCUACCGAUAUUUUAUCCCAAAGAGGCUGUAUCAUGGUGCAAUGCAGUUCACUGACAUGUCCACCGUGGCAGAGAGCCAGCCGUACUACCUGCCGCGGGUGGAGGAGGAAGUGGAGAUCUCGGACAGCAUGGCCGUCAUCAGCGUGCCCCCUCCUCGCUUCCGACCCGGAGACCCUGCGUACAUCCUCCACGACUUCAACAGGAAGCUGACUGCAUACCUGGAUCUGACUCUGAGGACCUGCUUUGUGAUUCCUCUCAACACUUCGGUGGUUCUCCCCCCUCAGGACCUCAUUGAUCUCUUCUCACAGCUGAUGUCUGACUCAUACCGCAGCUACCUGGUGCACGAGGACCUUGUGGUCACUGAGCGCAUUGAUGAUAUCAAGCCACUGGGUUUCUAUAUCCGCCGGCUGUGUGAUGGAAAGGAAACUUACAGAAUGCAACGCCGAUCCAGCCUGCAAGGCGGAAACAUCCAAAAGCGCUCUGCCGACGACUGCUUCACCAUCCGCCACUUUGAGAACAAGUUUGUAACGGAGACCCGCAUCUGCAAGGCUUGAGGAAAUGAGGGCAUGACUGCAGGUCAGAAAGGGGAACAGGGUGUGCCUAGGUGGCGGAGGGAGUGAGUGGAUGAACGACAGCGACAGGAAGAACAACUUUCAGCAGAAAGCUACUUUUGUACAAAUGGUUUUGCCUCCCUUCCUUCCCAGCUUGUGUUGAUUGAAUUUAGGUUACAGAGUCACUGCUGCUGUAUUUACCUUAAUGUGUUUAGGUCCUAGCUUUCUUGCUCAAGUAUUUAUUACCUAGUGUUUAUUGUCAACUUUAGACACACUAAGUUUAAUUUGUUCUGUUAAAAUCUGUUUUGUUGCUGUGACUUCCUGCAGACUGAUCUUAUUGAUGUUAUUAUAUUACAGGUCAGAGUUGUCAGACCUUCUACUAAAUAUUUUAGUCCUGCUGAGAAGGUGUGAGAUUUGUCUUGUGUCUUCUGUCACCACCUUUUACAGAGCAGCUUAAACUGCUUGCUGUACUGCAUACUGAUAGGGUGGAAAUGCAGGACAGUUACAGUACACUAAACGCACACUUGUUGACUUUAUUGGUUGUUAACAUGGAUGAGUAGUCAACAGCUGCCACCCAUCACUUUUGUAGAUAUUUCCCAGAGUGCCCUGCUGCUCUCGUGGUGGGGGGGGGCUGCUCCUCUGUCCUGCUGUGUCUGAGCAGUUUUUGUGUUUGUGUAGAGACAUUUAUAGAUGUUACCUAGUAAAAAGGAUGAGCUAAACCAGAGUGACCAAGUUGACGUCUGUUUGCCUGGUUUGAUUUAUGAAUUUCUUGGUAUAUUUCAUUUUAACCUAAACAACAAAUAGAUGUAAUGCGCUAAUUAUAGUUAUUUGUGAGAUUUCAAGUUUUUACAUUUUUCACUGAAACUCCUAUGCUGUUUAGAUCAAUUUACAUAAAACCAUUAUGGUUGAGUUGGAAAUCCCAUAACAGACAAAAAAAAAUUUCCAAAGAUUUUUUGAAAUGGCUUUGUGCCAAAAAAAAAGGAAGCAAAUAAAAAAAAUGUGACAGUUCUUUUAGUGGUUUGUUCUGUGAAUCCCACACAUGAAGACAAUCAGAAGGAAGUACGCUUGUGGAGAUAGGCUUCUGACUGCGUUUCAACAGAACUCAAGUUAAAUAGAAAGAAACAACCUGGUGUAAAACUACUGAACUCAAUUUUGUUUUGUUGUUGAAUAAAGUUGGUUUUCUUAACCUACUGAAAAA